Messenger RNA from Gloeophyllum trabeum ATCC 11539, 192 nucleotides. RefSeq lists its product as uncharacterized. Lineage: Eukaryota; Fungi; Basidiomycota; Agaricomycetes; Gloeophyllales; Gloeophyllaceae. Bases 1 to 192 code for a protein of 63 amino acids. The transcript has a single exon. The record is from RefSeq and is a predicted model, not a curated record.
AUGUCCUCGAGCCAGUCCCAGACCAAGACGAAGGGGAAAAAGGAGCCAGUCUCGGACUACGAGUUCCUCAAAGCCUGGGGUGGCUGGCACCAAUUCAUGCUAUCGUACAGCCUAAAGCCUUGGGACGACGACGACGUCCAGGAGGCAAAGGAGAUCAUCAGGCGGCUGAAGGCGAACCAAGAAGAAGAAUGA